UUCACAUAUUUAACAUUAGUAAUUUUCUCUUAGUCAUAUUUAAUAUUGUGAUUUUUUCCAAUUGGAAAAAAAUUGUAAAUUAGCUAUAAAAAAUUUGUAAGGAUAAGGGGUAAUCAAAUUUGGGAGACUAUAUUUGAGAAUAAAUUUAUCGAUUAAAAAAAGCCAUUGAGGAAAUAAAAAUUAUUUGUUAAAACAUUUCCUCACUAUUCCAUCAGAUAAGAUAUGAGCAAAAAUUGUCAACCAUAAAAAUCUGGAACGAUAUUCAAUAGAUAAUAUCUAAAAUGUGGAAAGCAACCGCCGGUAAAAAUGUUAAUAUUCAACCUGAUAAUGAUGAUGAUGAUUGGGAAACAGAUCCAAAUUAUGUAAAUGAUGUGAGCGAAGAAGAACAACGAUGGGGAAACAAAGGGGGGCGAACUGCCGGAGCAAUUGAUAUGCAUCAAUUAAUUGAAGAGACUGAAAAGGCAGAUGCUGACAAAAAGAAAAAACAGGCUGAAGAAAUUAAUGUUCAAUUUGGAUAUGGUGGCAAAUUUGGUGUACAGAAAGAUAGAGUUGAUAAAUCAGCUGUAGGAUGGGAUCACAUAGAAAAAGUUGAAAAACAUGACUCUCAAAAGGACUAUUCAAAAGGUUUUGGUGGAAAAUUUGGUGUUCAAAAAGAUAGAGUUGAUAAGUCGGCUGUUGGUUGGGAUCACAUAGAGAAAGUUGAAAAACAUGAUUCCCAAAAGGAUUAUUCGAAAGGUUUUGGAGGAAAAUUUGGGGUUGACAGUGAUCGUGUAGAUAAAUCUGCCGUUGGUUGGGAUUACAACGAAGCUGUCCAAAAACAUGAAAGCCAAGUUGAUCAUAAGGUUGGUUUUGGUGGAAAAUUUGGAGUUCAAAGUGACAGAAUGGAUAAGUCAGCUGUAGGUUUUGGAGAGACAAAAGAUAAAAUUGGUACUAACUAUACAAAAGUUAAACCCGAUAUAGGGGGUGCGAAACCUUCUAACUUACGUGCUAAGUUUGAAAAUUUAGCUAAGAGCUCAGAAGAGGAAAUUAAGAGAAAAGCUGAAGAACAGAAGCGUCUGAGAGAAGAAAAAGAUAAGUUUGACCGUGAACAGGCAUCUCAACGGGAAGAUAUUGAAACUGUGGGUAAAAAGGAAACAUUAGAGAUCAAUCGGAAAACCGGACCUAUUGACACGGGAAGAGCAGAAAGUAUUGGAAAUGCCAUUAAUGCAUUCAAUAAAAUUCAAUCUCCUGAAAUUGAAAAAAUUCAACAAGCUCAAAGAAAGGAACCGAUACAAUUGCCAAAAGAUGAACCGAAAAUUUCUGUCCAACCCGAUUUAAUUCCUACAAAAAAAGACAACGAAAUUGUUGAUUUGACUGAGGAGGUUGCUGAAUCAAAUGACUGGGGAUCGAACCAGGUCUUAAAACCACCGGCUGAGUAUAGUCAAGGAGAACUAUCAAAUCAACUCUCAGAUCCAAAUGUUGUAGAGAAUGAAGUCGCUCAAAACGAUGUAACUUUACCUGAAGAGCCUAUAUAUGGAAAUCAAGAAGACUUAGCUUCGUUCAUUGAAGAUACAGGCAUAAAAGCGAUUGCAUUGUAUGAUUAUCAAGCAGCAGCUGAUGAUGAAAUCACGUUUGAUCCCGAUGAUGUUGUCACACAUAUUGAAAUGAUUGAUGAAGGAUGGUGGCGCGGUCUUUGCAAAAAUCGUUAUGGGCUCUUUCCUGCUAACUAUGUACAAUUAGUAGAACAACAGCAAACGUAAAAAAUUAACAUAUUUUCGAAUGUCAAUAAACAAAACGUUAGAAUAGAAGUUAAACCUAUUAUAAUUAAAAAUUUCAUGCAUUUUUUAUACAUUUUUUUAAUUUGUAAAACAUUUUGAUAAUUUAAGUACAUCUGUAUUGUCUAUUAAAUAUUUUAAUAUGUUGUGACUUACGUAUCAGUGUUAAUUUUUGUAUUUUCUACGAUUAUUUUAUUUACUUGUUAAUAAAUCGAAAUUAUAAAAUAAAUAAAAC
Condylostylus longicornis is the source of this 1989-nucleotide messenger RNA. It is a transcript of the gene Cortactin, whose product is annotated as src substrate cortactin. Bases 282 to 1739 code for a protein of 485 amino acids. Gene Ontology annotation, molecular function: actin filament binding. The transcript is spliced from 2 exons. Gene Ontology annotation, cellular component: actin filament; site of polarized growth; cortical actin cytoskeleton. The record is from RefSeq and is a predicted model, not a curated record. Gene Ontology annotation, biological process: regulation of actin filament polymerization. NCBI's taxonomy places the organism in Eukaryota, Metazoa, Arthropoda, Insecta, Diptera, Dolichopodidae.